Molecule: messenger RNA, 3267 nt
Organism: Betta splendens (Siamese fighting fish)
Lineage: Eukaryota; Metazoa; Chordata; Actinopteri; Anabantiformes; Osphronemidae
Product: G-protein coupled receptor family C group 6 member A-like
Exons: 6
Coding region: 1-2454 (817 amino acids)
Biological process (GO): G protein-coupled receptor signaling pathway
Cellular component (GO): membrane
Molecular function (GO): G protein-coupled receptor activity
Source: RefSeq, a predicted model, not a curated record
AUGUUUCUGCGGUUUGUCAGUGCCAUGAGUGGUCUUUGCCUUUGUUUGAGUCAAAUGCCUUUUCUGCGUGCCUACUCACCAGGCGACAUCAUCAUAGGUGGGCUUUUCCCUCUUCACGUGACAACAAAUAGAUCCACGACGCCUGGGCCGCUCUUCUGUAGUGACUAUGAUGUCUCAGUUUUCUUACUCACUCAAGUAAUGAUACAUACUAUCGACCAAAUAAAUCUAAACACAUCAAGUCUAUCCAACCUAACGCUUGGGUAUGACAUCUAUGACACGUGUGGAGAUGUCAGUGUUGCCAUGUUAGCAACACUGCAACUGCUAAAGAGCCAGUCAAACCCCAAAAUAAAGGCUGUGAUUGGUGCAAGGAAUUCUGAAGUAUCAGUAGCUACAGCACGAGUUACUGCUCUGUCAUCACUUGCCCAGAUUAGCUACUCGUCAACCAGUGAAGUUCUCAGCAACAAGAUGAAGUUCCCCACUUUUUUGCGAACAAUAUCUAGUGACAAAUAUCAAACACAGGGCAUCACAGAGCUGGUGAAACAGUUCAACUGGAAAACAGUAGCUAUUAUAGGAAGUGAUGAUGAUUAUGGGAAGUCUGGCAGUGGCAGUCUAGAGACACUCUUUAGCCAAAGUGACAUUUGCAUUGAAUUUAUUAAUAUCCUGCCUGAUAACUUCAAUUCUUCAUAUCUGGCUGACCUUGUUCAUACUGUGAAUGAAUCCUUUGCAGAGGCCAUCAUCAUGUUCACCAAGGAGAUCAACGUUCAUAUGAUCAUGAAAGCAGCUGUUACAAACAGACUGAACAGAACAUGGAUUGCAAGUGAUUCUUGGGCCAAGUCUACAUAUGUCUCUACAAUUAAAGACAUUGUGUUGGCUGGCCAGGUGUUUGGAUUCAUCUCUAAGAAGAAUGAGGUGCCUGGUUUUGUAAACUAUGUCAAUUCAAGUUUCAGCAAAACCAAUAACACCUUUCUAGAGCAUUUCCUGACAUGUUGUUCUAAAUCUAAGGAGACAGGACAAAGUUGUUCUCUUACAAACGAAUUUGGAAAUUGUAAUAACAUAAGCUCCUUGGUGAAUUACAUCGAUUACGCUUCAUCAUACAAUACAUAUUUAGCUGUUCAUGUUGUUUACGAGGGUCUCCUAAACUUGCUGAAGUGUGGGGUCCAACCAUGUGAACAAAGAAACUUCACAGCUGCAGAGCUUCUGAUGGAAAUCAAGAAAGUCAACUUCACUGUGAACAACACACCUAUAUGGUUUGAUGCCAACGGAGACCCCAGUUUAGGAUAUGACAUUGUACACUGGAAUGUGACUGAAUCCAUCGUAGACUUUAGACGUAUUGGAGAAUACCAGCCAAAUUAUCCCAAAGAUAUAAAAAUCCUUAAGAACGAUUUGGUUAGCAAGCUGCAAAGUGUGACUGUGACUAUUUACAACUGCUCUAAAACAUGCAGACCGGGACAACAACUGAAAGAGCAAAACAAAAAGUGUUGCAAAAAGUGUGUUCCUUGUGAGGAUGGAGAGUACUCCAAUAAAAGUGCUCAGACCUGUACAGCUUGUGGUCCGAGACUUUAUUCAUCUCCAGAGAGAGAUCUGUGUUUAAUCAAAACCGAGGACAUGCUACAGUGGUUUGAUCCCCUCAGUAUUGUUCUGACUACCUUCGGGGGCUUGGGGAUAAUUGUCACCGUUGUUUUUGCUGUUCUGUUUAGAAUCUACCUUCAUACUCCCAUUGUGAAGGCGGUUGGGGGUAAAUUGUGUUUUCUGGAGCUUUUUUCUCUGCUGACCUGCUUCUGCCUUUCAUUCACCCUCAUAGGAAAGCCCACUAAGAUUUCCUGCAUGGUAGGUCUGCCUGUCUUCGGAAUUGCCUUUUCUCUUUGCAUCUCUUGCAUCCUGUCGAACCUGUUCCAAAUCUUAGUGGGCUUCAGUUUUAAAUUAAACAUGGGGUCCUGGUUAAAGAAACUCAAUCAGCCAGCAGCCGUGGUGACCGUUAUUUCUGGGAUCCAACUGGCCCUUUUUGUGUCAUGGCUGUACUUGUACCCCCCAUUUCCAGUGGAAACUAUAUUAAGUGACAUCAUCUUGCAUGAGUGUGAUAAUGGCUCCACUGCUUUCUUUAUAGCCACGACAGGCUAUAAUGCUUUCUUGGGUCUUACUUGUUUGAUAUUUGCAUUCAAAGGUAAAAAGCUGCCAGACUUGUACAAAAAUGCAUAUUUAAUCACUAUCAGCAUGUUGCUGUUUCUAAUCAUUUGGCUCCUCUUCAUCCAGAUUUACAUCAAUAACUAUGGAAAGAAAAAAACAGCUACAGAAGGUGGAGCUAUACUAAUUUCGAGCUACAGCAUCCUCCUCUGUCACUUGGCCCCAAAGUGUUACAUUAUGUUGUUUAAGAAAGAGCUUAAUAAUGAGACUGCCAUCACUGAGUACAUCAGGAAGCAUUUUGAGCGGAGAGAAACACCUGUAGUGAAUUCAUAAUUUCACCUGUACUUGUCAUUGUGAUCAGUUCAUUAUUUGUGAAGAUAAAUGCAAGUUUACGGUUAAAAUUUUUUCUUUUAAUUCUUAAAUUAAAAUGUGCUAAAUUAGGUGAUACACAAAGUAGGGUAAUGUUUUGACGUUUGUUUGUUUUUUUAUCUUUCCUAAUCUUUUCCUGAAUUGUCCUAAAUAUGAACAAUUCUGGAGGUUCACAAAUUGUAAAUAAUUGUAAAUAAUUUAACACACUGAAGAACAUAAAGUAGCAUAGAGCUAACGGAUGGAUGGAAGUCAGUCAGAGAUACUGUUAAUGCUUCUAUUCAGCUUGAAUUAAAAAAUGUGUAAUAAUAAUAAUUGAACUUUAUUGAUACCACAUUGGGGUAAUUAUCUGUAUUUUGACCCAUCCCUUGAGGGAGCUAGCUUGAAAUGCGUUGCUCAAGGACAUACUUAGUGCUCUGGUGGGACUUUGAACCUGAAACCUUUUGCUCCCCAACGUUCUACUAACCGAUGGACCAACAUGUAUAAGGUGUACUUUGUAAAAAUAUAGCUUUGAAAAACUUUGGAUUAUGAAUAAAUGAUAUACUAAAUUAUAAUAUAUACUACUUCCUUUGCAAAUAAAACAAGACCAAACACAGACUAAAUUUGAAAGAAUGUAUACAAAACCGUACUCAGCAACGUGCAUCCACAGUAACAUAUCAGAAUCCUAAAACAGACUCAGAACAUCCAUCUUGCAGGACAAUAGUGUAAGUUAAACAAGGUUUAGUGAAUUGUAACCAUGUUAUUACCAAAGAAAGAUAAAUUUCCCUUCAAUAAACAAAC